Messenger RNA from Hypanus sabinus (Atlantic stingray), 1832 nucleotides. Its product is annotated as zinc finger protein 229-like. The record is from RefSeq and is a predicted model, not a curated record. Lineage: Eukaryota; Metazoa; Chordata; Chondrichthyes; Myliobatiformes; Dasyatidae. Gene Ontology annotation, biological process: regulation of transcription by RNA polymerase II. Gene Ontology annotation, molecular function: RNA polymerase II cis-regulatory region sequence-specific DNA binding; DNA-binding transcription factor activity, RNA polymerase II-specific. The coding region runs from base 291 to 1496 and encodes 401 amino acids. The transcript has a single exon.
UCCAGAUAUUUAAGAAGUGCAGCAAGGGUUUCACACGAUCAUCCUUCCUGCUCAGACAGUGGGGAGGGAUUCACUCGAUUGUCCUUCCUGCUCAGACUGUAUGGAGGGAUUCACUCUGUCAUCUAACUGACUGGCACACCCAUCGUUUUACAUGGCCGUUCACCUGCUCAGACAGUGGGAAUGGAUUCACUCGGUCAUUUCAACUGAAGGUACUUCAGCAAGUUCACACUGGGCAGAGGCUGGUCAUCUGCUGAACUUGUGGGAAAGGAUUCACUCGGUCAUCUGACCUAAUGGCUCACCAGCGAGUUCACACCAGGGAGUGGCCGUUCACCUGCUCAGACUCUGGGAAGGGAUUCACUCGGUCAUCUGACGUAAUGGCUCACCAGCGAGUUCACACUGGGGAGAGGCCGUUCAUCUGCUCAGACUGUGGGAAGGGAUUCAUUUCGCCAUCUAAACUGAAGAUACAUCAGAGAGUUCACACUGGAGAGAGGCCAUUCACCUGCUCAGAUUGUGGGAAGGGAUUCACUCAGUCAUCCUACCUACUGGUACACCAGUCAGUUCACACUGGGGAAAGGGCGUUCACUUGCUCAGAGUGUGGGAAAGGAUUUACUCAAUCAUCCACCCUAAUGGCUCACCAGCGAGUUCAUAGUGGGGAGCGGCUGUUCACCUGCUCGGACUGUGGGAGGGGGUUCACUCGGUCAUAUAAACUGAAGGUACAUCAGCGAGUUCACACUGGAGAGAGGCCAUUCACCUGCUCGGACUGUGGGAAGGGAUUCACUCAGUCAUCUCUACUGAAGUUACAUCAGCGAGUUCACACUGGGGAGCGGCCGUUCUCCUGCUCAGACUGUGGGAAGGGAUUCACUUGCUCAUCUCAACUGAAGGUACAUCAGCGAGUUCAUACUGGGGAGAGGCCGUUCACCUGUUCAGUCUGUGGGAAGGGAUUCACUUUGUCACCUCACCUACUGAGACACCAGUUAGUUCAUACUGGGGAGUGGCCAUUCACUUGCUCAGUCUGUGGAAAGGGAUUCACUGAAUCAUCUUUCCUGCAGAGACACCAGUCAGUUCACACUGGCAAGUGGCGGUUCACCUGCUCAGACUGUGGGAAGGGAUUCAAUUGGUCAUCUCACCUGCUGUCACACCAGUCAGCCCAUACAGGGAAAGGGCUGUUCACCUGCUCAGUCUGUGGGAAGGGUUUCAUUUCAUCAUCUCAACUGAAGAUACAUCAGCGAUUUCACACCGGGGAGAGGCCUUUCUCCUGCACAGACUGUGGGAAGGGAUUCACUAUGUCAUCUCAUCUGAAGGUACAUCAGAGAGUUCACACUGGGGAGAGGCCAUUCACCUGCUCAGACUGUGGGAAGGGAUUCAUUUCGUCAUCUCAACUGAAGGUACAUCAUAGAGUUCACACUGGGGAGAGGCCGUUCACCUGCUCAGACUGUGGGAAGGGAUUCACUCGGACAUAUCAACUACAGAGACACCAGCGAGUUCACACUGGGUAGAGGCCAAUUUCAUGCUCAGACUUUGGGAAAAAAUUCUCUCAGCUAAAUCAACCAAUGUAUAUCACUGUUGACACUGGGGAUAUUCCCUUCACCUGCUGUGAAUAUGGGAAUCGAUUCACUUAGUGAACUAACCUUAUGUAACUCUUGAUUUGGCUAGUAGCUUAAUAUAACGGGUGAUAGACCCCAGCCUGGCUAAACUUAAGAAAUAUCAUUUGGAUGGAUGCUGUGUGAUGUGUCCCCUGCUACAAAUCAGAACCCUGAAAUAACAGUAAACAACAUGUGAUUAAACAAUUGAGCUUUGUAAUUCAUACUUUGACCAGUGGGUUAGUAAAGAAA